Messenger RNA from Guillardia theta CCMP2712, 768 nucleotides. RefSeq lists its product as hypothetical. NCBI's taxonomy places the organism in Eukaryota, Cryptophyceae, Pyrenomonadales, Geminigeraceae. The record is from RefSeq and is a predicted model, not a curated record. The transcript is spliced from 4 exons. The annotation marks the transcript as partial.
AGGAGCACUGCCAAGCUGCUCAAUGUUACGGUAGAUCAACGGCAUGAUUCUCUUUGUGCGAAAAUGCUGCGAAUGCGAGAUUGAAAGAAAUCUUCAGGGUGAAGAUACAUGUAAGCGGCCGGAUAAGGAAGACGGCGAUUUCCUCCCAGCACCAUUGUCUCAUUACUGUUGUGUAUGCGCCAAGAGAAACAAAUGGACGCAUUUCUCCGACAGAGCAUGUGAAAAUUGCAGGGCCAGGGAUAGAAAAUCUAGGGAGAUGGCGAGCGGGUUGAGCACGGGGUCGGGUGGUGGGCCCGCGGCAAGAGGGGAUGAGAGCUCGAGGGCCAUGGAGGACUUUGUGAAUGUGCACUGGGAGUUCGCCCGAGACUGCGAAGCAUUCGCAAAGUUGGACACCAUGAUACAGGAAAGAGCAGGCGCGCUCGACUCGAGGGCCCGUGAAGAGAUUCGUAAAGAGUGCGAGGUGAUUCGACAGGCGGCGAUCGAGCAAGCGACGAAGGAAGCUGAGAUCUUCACUGCCCGCAUCCUGAAGCAGGUCCAAGAGACAUCGCAGAGUCAGAUGAGGGAAGCGCAGGCCGAGGUGGCAGAGCUGAUGGCGAUCGCCAGAAAGGAGGCACACGAGAUCGUUGAGGCUGCCCAGCGCCAGGCUUCAGAAGAGCUUGACAAUGCGCGUAAGGUUGCACACCAAAUGAUGGUUGAGUCCAAGGCAGAGGCGGAAAGAAUUAUGGAGGAUGCCGAAACCAAAGUUGCAGGAGCUGAAUCCUGGGUCGA